Molecule: messenger RNA, 900 nt
Organism: Symbiodinium natans
Lineage: Eukaryota; Dinophyceae; Suessiales; Symbiodiniaceae
Source: the annotation of a GenBank genome assembly
AUGUUCCGGGCUGGAUCUUUGUGUCUCGCUCUGCAGGCGACAGUGGCGAUCGCCGUCGAGGUGGCGCCUGAUGUGGCCGGCCGCUUGCUUUACCAGACGUCGUUCAAAGCGGUGAGUGCCUCCGCACCGCGCGGUCUGUCUCCUCUAAGCGACGUCCUUGAGGAAGAGCUUUUGGCAGAGGGCACAGGCGAUUCCUCGCUUCCCUUGAGGCCGGAAGCCCCAGUUCAAGGCCUCGAACUUCUAAAGGCUGACCUGGUCUGGCUGGCUGACACCGUCGGCCAGCUGAUGGCAGACUCCCACCCUUCCAGCAUCGUCUCCUUCUGCCUUGCAUUUAUGACGGCCUUGGCGAGCGGCGGCCUCGUGCGCUCCCUCUUGAGGGACCGGCCACUUGCCCCAAGCACGAAGUGUGAGGAGGACAAGUGUGAGGAGAAAUCACAGGAGCCAAUGACGUCGAUGACGACUUCUGACAUUCACGAGGAACUGGCCGCCCACAACAUGCCUCCGCUGCCGAAGCGUGGGCUGGCUGUGACCAAUCCGGUUCUCCUUCAACGGGCGACGGAGCAAGAGGAGGAAGCGGCCAAGAGGGCAGUGCAAAUCAAGAAUGCGCAGAAGGAUCAUCGUGACGUGUUUGGCUGUUCAGCACUGCAUGUGGCGGCGCACAAUGGUCAUUCGAAGGACGUGGCGCAGUUGCUUUUGGCGGGCUUCGAUGUGAAUGCACAAGAUCAUUUCGGAGAGACGCCCCUUCACAUGGUAGCACGCUCUGGCUGCCACGACACGGCAAAACUGCUGCUUCAGCAUGGAGCCGACCCGAGCCGACGCAACUCCUUCGGCAAGACGCCCUCCGCUGUGGCCCUGCUGCACGACAAGACUUUGGCUGCCUUGCUCCGUGUGGGGAAGUGA